AUGGGUAAUAUCGAAUCGACUCGGCCAGAGGACAAGCAAAAGUCACCAUCCAUAAAGACAGGAAAACGAAAAAAGUCAAGAUCGUCUUCUGCAAAUCGCAAGGCGGCUAGAAACUCGACAGAUAUGGCCUACCACACGUAUCCCGUAACGCAAGAUUAUCGCAUCAGCCGGAAGGUCCUUGGCGUGGGAAUUAACGGAAAAGUUGUCGAAUGUGAACACCGCGUUACUGGAGAGAAGUUUGCUCUCAAGGUUCUUCGCGAUAUACCGAAAGCACGAAGGGAGGUCAAUUUACAUUACAUAGCAAGUGGGCAUCCAAAUAUUGUGGAGAUAGUUGACGUCUACGAGAACUCCUAUAAUGAUGUGCAAUGUUUGCUCGUUGUCAUGGAAAGCAUGCGUGGUGGCGAGCUUUUUAAUCGGAUCCAGGAACGUGGACAACAGGCGUUUACCGAAAGAGAAGCUGCAGGGAUCAUGUACGAGAUUUGUUCUGCCGUUGCUCAUCUCCACAGAAUGAAUAUUGCUCAUCGCGAUAUCAAACCGGAAAACUUGCUCUAUGAAGAUAAUACACCUAAUGCACGAUUGAAGCUCACCGAUUUUGGAUUUGCAAAACGAACCGAUGAAUCAGAACCACUUGGUCUUGCCACUGCGUGCUACACACCGUACUACUGUGCUCCUGAAGUGCUGGGCGCUGAGAAAUAUGAUAAGUCGUGCGAUCUCUGGUCCGUAGGCGUCGUUAUGUAUAUAUUAUUGUGUGGAUAUCCCCCCUUCUUCUCUCAAAAUGGGCUCCCUAUGUCGCCAGGAAUGAAAGCAAAGAUAAAAUCAGGGCAGUACACCUUCCCCUCACCCGAAUGGGAUUGCGUCUCUGAAGCCGCCAAAGAUCUUAUCAAGAAAUUGCUGAAAACAGAUGCAGCUGAGCGAAUUACGAUAGAACAGACGAUGCAGCACAAGUGGAUUACUCACUUUAAAAAGGUGCCGGAUACACCUCUGUUCACUAGCAGCGUCUUAGUUGAUCAAAAGGCACAGUGGGGAGAAAUGCAGGACGAAAUGGAGAAGACAUUGGCAUCGAUGCGUGUUGGAAACGAAAGCAUGCAGAUUAAAAGCCUCGCAGAAUCAAAUAACAAGCUUUUGAUGAAGCGAAAGCAACGAACGGAGGAAGGAAUACCAGAAGCC
Messenger RNA from Ostertagia ostertagi, 1167 nucleotides. The record is from the annotation of a GenBank genome assembly. Lineage: Eukaryota; Metazoa; Nematoda; Chromadorea; Rhabditida; Trichostrongylidae.